UUUUCUUCUUUUUGGUGUCAAAACAAGAAAGCCACCCCUCCUCUCUUUACAGGAGAUUGUAUGUGAACCUUCUCCUUCUCCUUCUCCAUUUGCUAAAGAAAGAAUUGCUCGCCAGGAGGCGACACGGCGCGGAACGCCGGCAGCCUCAAUGGAGGGCAACUACUCGUUCUGCGUUGCCUCGGGCGGAUUAGCGAAAGCGGGGUUGGCGAUCGGAUGCUGAGGAUUUUAUGCGCCGUUAGUUACGUCAGCUUUCCUUCGCAUCGGGGUUUCCGCCGGCCCAGACGAUCAGGACCAACGAUAUAUUGCUCCUUUAGAAGAUUCUAACUUGCAUAUCACACGGUCACAAAAGCUUUUUGCUUGCCAAGAAAAGGGAUGGCUUCCUACACAUUGUAUCACCAUUCAUUAGGGGCACUUUGUAGGAGAAGCAAGGAGGACAAGGAUAUCAACAUGAAGCUGCCUAAAACUACCCAAGGGCGCGUCGAGGCACCGAAGCUUCGCAAGCUUGGAACCACAGCGCUCAUCAUCUGUUGUUUGCUCAUCUCAUUCUUCUUUUUUGUUGUGCUUAGGCCAAGUUUCGAUCCUUCGUCAAUACUGAACUUGCACACAAAUAUUACAAUUCAAGUACUUGAAGAAAAUACAAGCUUUGUUGACGAACGAAAUUUUGAAAGAAAUAUUUUAUCUCCUCCAGUCGAGGAGCAACGCGAGGACAAUUUCACAAGCACAAAUGCUACAUUAAUAAGCUGGCCUCUCCUCCGUGAAGAGAAAGGAAGCGAAAGCAUGAGAAUCAAUGGCAGCACUAAUGCCGAAGAAGAAAAUACGAAGAGCAAAUUGGAAAUCGCAGGUGUGGAACUCGAAUCCCAUGUUGAUGUCGUAGAACGGAACCAAGAGGCACAUGACAUAGUGGGAGGCGAGGUGCUUCCAAAGAGCAAUAUAUUGUGUGAUUUCUCACAGCGAAGAUCCGACACUUGUGUUGUGGAAGGGGAUGUUAGGGUUCUCGGUCGUGCUUCCACAAUCAUCUUAGCUGGGGACCUUCAAUUACAUACAUCACCACAAGACACAUGGAAAGUCCGACCCUACGCACGAAAAUGGGAACAACCAAUCAUGGAGAAAAUCAAGGAACUCACACUUAAAGGACCAAUUAAGCCAAAAGAGUCUCCUAAAUGUGUGGUAAACCAUGAUGUCCCUGCCAUCAUCUUCUCCACUGGAGGAUUCUUAGGCAAUUUCUUUCAUGACUUCACUGAUGUUUUGAUCCCUCUCUUUAUCACUUCUCGCCAAUAUAAUGGAGAUGUGCGGUUCCUCGUGACCAACUUCAAUUCCCGUUGGAUCAAGAAGUAUCAACCGUUGCUCUUGCGGCUCUCCCGUUUCCCAAUUAUCAACUUGGAUGGCGAAAAGAGCACCCAUUGCUUCCCAAAAGCUCAUGUGGGUCUUAUAAGCCACAAGGAGCUAAGUAUCAAUUCAAGUAUUUCUCCAAAUGGUUACUCGAUGACCGAGUUUCGAGAGCUUUUGAGGACAUGCUACUCCUUGAGUAGAAAUUCCGUUAGCAAGGGCACUAGGAGACCGAGACUAUUGAUAGUAUUCAGAAAGGGUUCACGAACCUUUAUGAACAAAAAGGAAGUUAUUUUGAUGGCCCGAGGCCUAGGUUAUAAAGUAGUGCUCGCGGGGCCCGAGGAGACACAUAAUUUGCCACGAUUCGCACGUAUUGUGAACUCAUGCGAUGUGAUGAUGGGUGUUCAUGGGGCGGGGUUGGCUAAUAUGAUGUUUUUACCGGACAACGCAACUUUGAUUCAAAUAGUCCCAUGGGGCAGGUUGGGUUAUGCGUGUAGGCAUGAUUUCGGAAACCCAGCACCCGAUAUGGGGUUAAGAUACCUGGAGUAUGAGAUAAGAGAAGAGGAGAGCUCUCUAAUAUAUCAAUACCCAAGAGACCAUCCUGUGUUUUCUGAUCCGCUUUCAAUUCACAAACAAGGAUGGAAUGCUCUUUGGUCUAUUUUCCUUAAUCAACAAAAUAUUAAGCUUGAUGUUAGAAGGUUUAGAGGUGUCUUGCAAGAAGCUCUGAAGUCUCUUCGAUAGUCAAAAUUUGUAAUUUCUUGUAAUGAUUUUGUAAUUUCUUGUCUUGUAAAGUGAGAGUUGUAUACAUCAAAAAAUGAGAAAAUUGUUGUUUAUUCAUUGAAC
Molecule: messenger RNA, 2169 nt
Organism: Ananas comosus (pineapple)
Lineage: Eukaryota; Viridiplantae; Streptophyta; Magnoliopsida; Poales; Bromeliaceae
Product: protein O-linked-mannose beta-1,4-N-acetylglucosaminyltransferase 2-like
Exons: 8
Coding region: 373-2067 (564 amino acids)
Molecular function (GO): glycosyltransferase activity
Source: RefSeq, a predicted model, not a curated record